Pantherophis guttatus is the source of this 521-nucleotide messenger RNA. RefSeq names its product small serum protein 4-like. NCBI's taxonomy places the organism in Eukaryota, Metazoa, Chordata, Lepidosauria, Squamata, Colubridae. The record is from RefSeq and is a predicted model, not a curated record.
GCAGAUUCCUUGCCGACCUCAGAGAGAGAGGUGCUACUCCUUGUCCUUCUUCCCUCCCAAGAGUUUCCUGGGGAUUCCCCAAAGCCAAGAUGAGAGUCUUCAUCUGUCUGAGCAUCUUCUCUUUCAUGUUGGCUACAUGUCAAGAAGAGUGUUUUUCGGAUCAUCUGAGACCACGACUUAAAGAUGGUAAAGGGGUGAAGCCAAACACCUGCGUUGAUCGAUAUGAUGGGAAAACCCAUCCCAUUGGGUCCAGCUGGAGUACAGCCGAUUGCUUCGUUUGUGAGUGCAGUCGAGAUGGCAUGAGAUGUUGUGAGAGAGAACGUGGUAUCGUACUAGUUGAAAGAUGCAAGAAAGGGGAAAAUCCAGAAUCAUGUAAAGAUGCAGCCAUUGGACUUGAUGACAAAUGUCAGUUUAUCAUCCCUAAAGAUGAUAUAUACAUUAAAAUAUUGGAAGAGUUAUCAGUCCUGGAAAGAAAUCUGAAUAAGUUUCCCACAUUCCUUUCAAAAACCCAGCUCUAUUGA